UUUGUAUCUUUAUCUCCAGGUUAACAGUUUGCAUUUGUGUUAUCAAACAUUCUGCUUACUUUUUCUUUAUAUUGCAAUUUGAUUUUACCAAAAGAAUCAGAUGCAGCAUUGUGUUUUCAUCUAGAUAUGUUCUGUAUCAUCCAGUACUUUUUUUUAACAACUGCAGAGGAGAUAGUCUGUGCACUCACACAUGGUCUCUCACACUUCAAAGGCAAGAUGGCUGUGUUUGUUGCACUUUAAAGCAUAGCUGUGGCAGUUAUAUCUUUUGUUUUUAGAAAGCCAAAUCCUCACAGAAAUUGGGUUAACCAUACCUCAAAAGUCAUCCAUACUUAGGGCUGGAGAGAUGGCUCCGUGGGUGUUUGGUGCCACAAAAGUGAGGACCCUAAUUCCAUCCCAGGCUCCCAUGUGAAAAAGAGGGGCUGGCUGCAAGCAGGGAUUGUGAGACAGCAGGGUCAUCGGGGCAUGCUGACCACCAGUGGAGUCCUCAAACUCUCGAGUGCCAGGUUCACGGAUAGAUCCUACCGCUAAAGAAUAGGGGAAAGAGUGACAGAACAGGGCAUCUCAUGUCCUCAUCACACACACACACACACACACACACACACACACACACACACACACACACACCCCUAUGUUUCUUGAAAUCCUCCCUUCUAAUAGGUUUAGCAAUACGUGGAUGAAGUCUUGCUGUCCUAAGUCAGCCUUUGAUAUUUAGGGCACACAGUCUGUCACAGAACUAAAGAAUUCUUCAUUCUUAAAUUGUAUUUUUAUUCAUUCAUAUAGUGUAGAAUGCAGCUAGCUGCCAAUUCCUUUUUAAGUAGCUGGAUGAAGGCUGAAUAUGCAUGCCAUGUGUGUGCAUGUUGUGGGAGACAAUGUGAUGGAGAAAACUGGAGAACUCCGAGAAAACAGGUGGCUGGGAGUGAGUUAGGACUGUUCUUUAUACACGAUGAUAAAAGUCUUCCAGGUAAAAUGACAUUUGUAUAGAAAUAUAAUGGACGUCAAUACUGCUCUACAAGAGGUGCUGAAGACCGCCCUCAUCCACGAUGGCCUAGCACGUGGCAUCCGCGAAGCUGUCAGAGCCUUAGACAAGUGCCAAGCCCGUCUCUGUGUGCUCGCAUCCAAUUGUGAUGAGCCUAGGGGUGUCAAGUUGGUGGAGGCACUUUGUGCCGAGCACCACAUCAACCUGAUUAAGGUUGAUGACAACAAGAAGCUAGGGGAAUGGGUAGGCCUCUGUAAAACUGAUCAAGAAGGGAAGCCAUGGAAAGUGGUUGAUUGCAGUUGUGUAGUGGUUGAAGACUAUGGCAAAGAAUCUCGGGCCAAGGAUGUCAUCGAAGAGUACUUCAAGUGCAAGACAUGAAUGAAUAAAAAUUUUGGUUCAUUAAAAAAAAAAAAGAAAUAUCAUUUUCCAAUAGUUUUAACCCUAAGCAUGUUCUAAAAUGAAACCCUGGCUAUGUUAGCAGUUAUUUUCCCUUUGUA
Molecule: messenger RNA, 1473 nt
Organism: Peromyscus californicus insignis
Lineage: Eukaryota; Metazoa; Chordata; Mammalia; Rodentia; Cricetidae
Product: 40S ribosomal protein S12-like
Exons: 1
Coding region: 989-1354 (121 amino acids)
Biological process (GO): translation
Cellular component (GO): cytosolic small ribosomal subunit; ribosome
Molecular function (GO): structural constituent of ribosome
Source: RefSeq, a predicted model, not a curated record